AUGGUGGAAAAUGGGUUAUCAAUCCUUCUGGUGGAUUAAUAUCCAAAGGACAUCCAAUUGGUGCAACUGGUGUAGCACAAGUGGUGGAAUUGUCGCUUCAGUUACGUGGCCUUGCUGGUGCACGUCAGGUACCAAAUUGCAAGAUUGCAAUGCAGCAUAAUAUUGGAAUUGGUGGUGCUGGUAUGGUUGCAUUAUAUCGAUUAGCUGAACCAUCCCGAAUAAUCGCGACAAAUGCGACAAAUGUUACUGUGAAAAAAACCUUUUUAAGUGAUGCCAUUUUUAAUGAAAUCAAAGAACGUGCAAAAAUGGAAGCAGGUUUAUCCGAGAAAAUAAACAGUUCAUUCAGAUUUGUUUUGACCGGACCAGAUAACGUUAUCAAGAAAUGGACUGUUGAUUUCAAGGUGACACCACCGGUUAUUGCCGAAACGGGUGAAGGUAAUGUAGAUGUCGAAAUGACAAUGAAAGAUUCUGAUUUUGUGAAAAUUGUUACCGGAAAAUUGCGACCUGAUCAGGCAUUUUUGCAGCGCAAGCUGAAAGUUAAAGGUAAUUUGGCGAAAGCACUGAAGCUGCGAAAAUUAGUGCAAUCGGAAAUGUUGAAAGCUAAAUUGUAAUGGUUAAAGUUUAUACUAUUAACUCAUUUUGCUUGUGGCAGAAAUUCUUUGAAUUUGAAUAAAUUACUUAGCAAUGCUUUCUUUU
This is a messenger RNA of Loa loa (African eye worm), 696 nucleotides long. RefSeq lists its product as hypothetical. The transcript is spliced from 6 exons. NCBI's taxonomy places the organism in Eukaryota, Metazoa, Nematoda, Chromadorea, Rhabditida, Onchocercidae. Bases 150 to 611 code for a protein of 153 amino acids. The record is from RefSeq and is a predicted model, not a curated record. Gene Ontology annotation, cellular component: cytosol.